AUGGUCCAAACACGCCGAGAGAGACGGGCAAUUGAAGCCGCUGAGUCCGGUGAAGAGCUCGCUCAGCCAGCUCCGAAGAAAGCGGCGCCGAAGCGAAAGACCAAAGGCAAGAAGGCACCAGCGGAUGUUAGUGAGUCUGAGACGACCAGUACGAGAAAGACACCGUCUCCGACAAGCACCACCGCAAGCACCCCAGACCACCUAAGGCUGUCGACACCUACCCAUUCAGACACAAGAGUCUCAUUUCCACCUGCUCCAGAUUAUGGAAUCGCGAGGAGGGCUGCACAGCAGGAGGCUGCCAGUGUCACUCAGAAGAUGGUUCCCGUCGGCUUCGUAAAUGACACCGGCAAUGUUUGCUUUCGGAAUUCUGCUAUCGUGAUGCUCCUUGCCAGUCCCCGUUUUAUGUCCUGGAUUCAAGACCGGUACAAGGUGUGCAUAGAUAAGGCCAUAGCCGAAUCAGGGCCAAAGGACUAUGCAGAUGCCUUUGUCAUUCUGUACGAAUUAUGGCAAAGUUGGUCCCGGGCAGGGAAGGAGGCCAAUGCUGCCAGCCCACAGCUGAUCAAACAAAGAAUGCAAGAUUUCUGGACUCAUUUGCAGGAUCAUCAGGACGUAGGCUGCUACAGUUGGACCGCAGACCCUGAAGAUGAUUUGGCUGACAAAAUUGGCGAUAACCAAGAAGAUCCUCAGGAGCUUCUGCUUUUCAUCUUUGAUGUAGCUCGGCAUGUUCGCGAGCAGUAUUACGGCCGCGCCAUUCCGUCUCAACAAGAGAUGGUCCAGAUCCAGUUUGCUGAACGUUUCGGCUGCUCUUGGUGUCGGUCGCAGCCGGGGAAAAACAUUCGAAUCCGAGAUCCCAGACUUGUAGAAGAUCAAGGUUGGGGAUUUGCUAUGUCGGAGAGCGAGGAAACGGUACUGUUGGAAGACCUGAUUGCAAGUGACGUUAAGAGUGUUGUCCCCGGCCGUAAGUGUCCAGAAUGUGGUCAGAAGGCGGACAAGCAGGAAGCCGAGAGGGACGCAUAUAACAAGCAGAACGAGAUCAAACGCCCGCCACCCCCGACCCGAGAGGAUUACUCAUGGAAGAGAAUCUGGUCACUGCCGGAGGUCCUCAUUGUGCAAUUGCGAAGGACCGGAUUUAAUGAGGACGGACUGUGCAAGAUCAACACACGAAUUGACAUUCCUGAGGAGCUCGACUUGACGCCACAUGUGGACGAAACCUUGGCUGGAAAGAAAUCGGCUCAAUACCGACUCAGGGCGUUCGUGUGUCACCGGGGAGCACCAGGUGCUGGGCACUAUAUCGCCUGGGCUUGGAUCAACAACGUAUGGUACCGUUUCAAUGAUGAAAAAGUCACAAAGUCAACUUUGGUCCAAGCUCGGAAAGAACAGAAUUUCAAGGAUCCUUUCACGCCGUAUCUGCUGCUUUUUGAAAGAGUUGCGGAUGCAGACGAGGAAGAGCCCAGAGCACCCUCGCCCGAGAAGCAGUCAUCAUCAAAGAUCGAGACAGCACAGCAAACACAAGCGACGAUCGGGGAAAGGGAGGUCACACCACUGGAAGAAUUGUCGCUACAACCAUUUCCGUUGAGUACUUAUACAAACUUACCCGAACCACCUGCCUCCAAUCCAUCCAGAGAUAAGGACGGCGACAAGGAAGGCGAUAACGAUGAGGACGACGAGCGCGACGAGGACCCUGAACCUGAGAAAGGAGAAGGCCCGCCGCCUGGGAAAGCCUUCAUCUCUGUUGUCGUUGAGUUUAAUGGCGAAACAAUCAACUUCCCAAAGUAUUUGGCGGACGACAUCCCAGGCACAUCCGAGAAUCAGACCUUGUCGGUCACAGUCACGGUGGAAAAUAACGAUCUGCAAAAAGCGACUGUGUCUGGCUCUGGUAGCUUCCCUCGUCAGUGGGGAGAUCUCCAGUCUAAACCAGGUGGGAAAGAUGCGGCCGCGAGCAAGGCUUCCCCUAAGAACGCUAUGAGUUUAAAACGCGGGGCGGCAGAAGAACCGCCUCAUGAGCCUCAGGGCAAGCGGGCGCGAUCAGCCUAG
Molecule: messenger RNA, 2034 nt
Organism: Exophiala mesophila
Lineage: Eukaryota; Fungi; Ascomycota; Eurotiomycetes; Chaetothyriales; Herpotrichiellaceae
Exons: 2
Coding region: 1-2034 (677 amino acids)
Biological process (GO): protein deubiquitination
Molecular function (GO): cysteine-type deubiquitinase activity
Source: RefSeq, a predicted model, not a curated record